Messenger RNA from Heteronotia binoei (common prickly gecko), 2830 nucleotides. RefSeq names its product solute carrier family 8 member A2 (gene SLC8A2). The coding region runs from base 26 to 2830 and encodes 934 amino acids. Gene Ontology annotation, molecular function: calcium:sodium antiporter activity. Gene Ontology annotation, biological process: calcium ion import across plasma membrane; sodium ion transmembrane transport; cell communication. NCBI's taxonomy places the organism in Eukaryota, Metazoa, Chordata, Lepidosauria, Squamata, Gekkonidae. The record is from RefSeq and is a predicted model, not a curated record. The transcript is spliced from 7 exons. Gene Ontology annotation, cellular component: sarcolemma; axon; postsynapse.
UGUGGGCGUGACCUGCCGAAGGAGGAUGAUGCCAUCAAGGUGGGGAUGGUGGCUGUCCUCUUACACCCUCGCCAAAGUUUUGGUGGCCUCAGCCGUCUUGGCAGAGAACACUUCCCACGUGGGAGCCUACGAAAAUGAGCUGGAAGCCAACAACACCUGUGAGGAGGCCGGCGGGUGUCAGCCGGGGGUUAUCCUCCCUGUUUGGCAGCCGGAUAACCCGUCCAUGGGUGACAAGGCCGCCCGGGCGAUUGUCUACUUCGUGGCUAUGAUGUAUAUGUUUCUGGGUGUCUCCAUCAUUGCUGACCGCUUCAUGGCCUCCAUCGAGGUGAUCACAUCUAAGGAGAAGGAGAUCACUAUCACCAAGUCCAACGGCGAGACGAGCAUUGGUACUGUGCGAAUUUGGAACGAGACGGUCUCCAACCUUACCCUCAUGGCUUUGGGCUCCUCUGCUCCCGAAAUACUCCUCUCUGUCAUCGAGGUCUGCGGUCACAACUUUGAAGCAGGGGAACUGGGCCCGGGCACCAUUGUGGGCAGCGCGGCCUUCAACAUGUUUGUGGUCAUCGCCGUGUGUGUCUACGUCAUCCCCGCUGGGGAGAGCCGCAAGAUCAAACACCUGAGAGUCUUCUUUGUCACAGCAUCCUGGAGCAUCUUUGCUUACAUUUGGUUGUACCUCAUCCUUGCUGUCUUCUCUCCAGGGGUGGUAAAAGUCUGGGAAGCCUUACUCACCCUUGUCUUCUUCCCCGUCUGUGUGGUCUUUGCCUGGAUGGCGGACAAGCGCCUGCUGUUCUACAAAUAUGUCUACAAGAGGUAUCGGGCAGAUCCACGCAGCGGGAUCAUUAUUGGAACAGAGGGUGAAUUCCCAAAGGGGAUUGAGAUGGACGGUAGCUUUGUGGCCAAUGACCACCGGGAGAGUGUAUUUGUGGACGGAAGCGCAGCUUCUGUGGCACCACUGCCUGUCACGACACAGGAGGAGAAAGAGUUGGACGAGAGCCGCAAAGAGGUCAUCCAGAUCCUGAAGGACCUGAAGCAGAAGCACCCGGACAAAGAACUGGAACAGCUCGUCGAGAUGGCCAACUAUUAUGCCCUCUUGCACCAGCAAAAGAGCCGUGCCUUCUAUCGUAUCCAGGCUACCCGCCUGAUGACCGGAGCGGGGAACAUCCUCAAAAAACAUAUCUCUGAGUACUCCAAGAAGUCUGCUAACCUGCUGGAGGUGCCCUCGGAGGCAGAGGUGGAGGAGAACUACAGCAAGAUCUUCUUCGAGCCGUGUAUGUAUCACUGCUUAGAGAACUGUGGCUCAGUCACUUUGACCGUGGCCUGCGAGCAGGGCGGCGACACGUACAAUACUUUCUACGUCGACUACAAGACAGAGGAUGGCUCAGCAAAGGCAGGCUCAGACUACGAGUACAGUGAGGGGACCUUGAUCUUCAAGCCAGGGGAGACCCAGAAGGAACUGAAGAUCGGCAUCAUCGAUGACGAUAUCUUUGAGGAAGACGAGCACUUUUUCGUGCGGCUGCUCAACCUGCGGGUGGGGGAUGCGGAGGGCAUGUUUGAGUCGGACUCGGCUGACCACCCAAAGGGGCGGCUCGUAGCGCCCUUGGUGGCCACUGUGACCAUUUUGGAUGAUGACCACGCUGGCAUCUUCACCUUCCAAGACAAACUGCUCAGGGUCAGCGAGUGCCAAGGGACUCUGGAGGUCAAGGUGAUCCGGAGCUCAGGGGCCAGGGGGACAGUCAUGGUCCCCUACCAGACUGUGGAAGGGACCGCAAGAGGAGGGGGCAUAGACUACGAAGACUCCAGUGGGGAGUUGGAGUUCAAGGACGACGAAACAGUCAAAUCCCUCUGCGUGAAAAUCGUGGAUGUCGAAGAGUACGAGAAGAAAGACAGCUUCUUUAUAGAGCUGGGGCAGCCACGGUGGCUGAAACGAGGCAUCUCAGCCCUUCUCCUAAAUCAAGUCGAUGCUGAUAAAAAGCUCUCAGCUGAGGAAGAGGAGGCCCGGAGGAUUGCUGAAAUGGGCAAACCCAUCCUCGGGGAAAACUCCCGCCUUGAAGUCAUCAUCGAGGAGUCCUACGAUUUCAAGAACACUGUGGACAAGCUCAUCAAGAAAACCAACCUGGCGCUGGUGAUUGGCACGCAUUCCUGGCGGGAACAGUUCCUCGAGGCAAUCACCGUGAGUGCGGGUGACGAGGAAGAUGAGGAGGAUGGGCGGGAGGAGCGGCUCCCUUCCUGCUUCGACUACGUCAUGCACUUCCUGACUGUCUUCUGGAAAGUUCUCUUCGCCUGCGUGCCGCCCACCGAGUACUGGAAUGGCUGGGCCUGCUUCAGCGUCAGCAUCAUGGUGAUCGGCAUCCUGACUGCCUUCAUCGGAGACCUGGCCUCACACUUCGGCUGCACCAUCGGCCUCAAGGACUCCGUCAACGCCGUCGUGUUCGUGGCCCUCGGCACCUCCAUACCAGACACUUUUGCCAGCAAAGUGGCAGCCCUCCAGGAUCAGUGUGCUGACGCCUCCAUUGGCAACGUUACCGGCAGCAACGCGGUCAACGUCUUCCUGGGCCUGGGCGUGGCGUGGUCGGUCGCCGCCAUCUAUUGGGCCUUCCAGGGCAAAGACUUCAAGGUGGAGGCGGGCACACUGGCCUUCUCCGUCACCCUCUUCACCAUCUUCGCCUUCAUCUGCAUCAGCGUCCUCAUGUACCGGCGCCGUCCGCACAUAGGGGGCGAGCUGGGGGGGCCCCGAACCGCCAAAAUCCUCACGGCCAGCCUCUUCCUGGGCUUGUGGUUCAUCUACAUCCUCUUUGCCAGCUUGGAGGCUUACUGCCACAUCAACGGCUUCUGA